AUGAAACCUGCAACUGUAAUGCUUGUUUUCUUAUUAAUUCACCUCCAUUUUUUGGCCGCUCAAGUUUCUUCAAUCGACACCCUGUGGCAAGGAGGAGACAGUCUGAACUCAUAUUCUCAGCUGAUCUCUACCAGAAGGAUUUUCACGUUAGGGUUUCACACCCCUCAGGACACCAACAAUACCUACCUCGCCGUGUGGUACACCGACGGCGCGCCCCCUAACCCUCCCGUGUGGAUCGCCAACAGGGAAAACCCUUUUCCCCCAAAUUCAAACCUGAGUCUCACUAUAGACGCUAACGGAAGCCUGGUCAUCACCAGCCGACGCCCAGGAGUAGAAUCAUUCGAGGUGUAUUCCGGCGGACCAAGGAACAAUCUAUCAGCCACCCUUUUGGACACUGGGAAUUUCGUAGUCAGGGAGGCGAAUUCCAGCGGCGAGAUUUUAUGGCAGAGCUUCGAUUAUCCUACUGAUACUCUCCUCCCGGGUAUGAAACUAGGGUUUAAUCAACGGACAGGGAGGAAUUGGACUCUUUCUUCAUGGUUUGACGAGAGUAAUCCAGCUCACGGGGCCUUUACCCUUGAAUGGGACUCAAAUGUGGGCCGACUGGUAAUCAGGCGAAGAGGAGUGAUUUACUGGACGAGCGGCCGGAUGAGGGAUUAUUACGAGAACACAGGAAAUUUCAGUAUCAAGGAGUUUGAGAAUAUGAAUCCGCCUGAUGUUUUAGACUAUAACUAUAAUUUCAGCAGUGUUACUGAUGGCGAGGGUGAAUAUUUUAUGUAUACACUCGUAUAUAUUAUAUAUUUCACCCCUGAUGAACGAAAAAUUAUCUCAGGAUGGAGGAUGGAUUAUAACGGGGAUAUCAGCGACAUUGGCGGAGGUUAUUUGGUGAUGUCCAGUCUCUGCUAUGGUUAUGAAUCCAAGAGGCCCGGUGUUCAGAGAGGGUGCCAAGUGUGGGAACAGCCCACGUGCAGGAACCAACGCCAGACGUUUACCCGUAGGGCUGGACAUUUUUCGGGUGGGUUCUCUACAUCUUUUUAUGACAGGAAUGCGAGCCUUGGGCCAAGCGACUGUAGAGAGAAUUGCUGGGAUGAUUGUGAAUGCAUGGCUUACUUUCCUAGUUCUGAUGGCUGCAGAUUUUGGAGAGGUAGAAUGGGGUUUGUGCAGAGUCCUGAUGGAAUUACCGAUGCUGAUUUAAUGUACCUUCUUGAAACUGCACCUUCAGGAAUGAAGACAUAUGUGAAAAUCAUCCUUGUUGUGUUAAGUGCAAUGGUGGUGUUUUUCUCAGGCGUGGCUUUUUUCCUCAUGCGAAAGCUUAAGCAGGUGAGGAGAGAGAAAGAAUUGCAUGAGCUGCUGACGCUGGAAGGAUAUACAGAUGCCAAUGAAGGAGGCAAGAGUCAUGAUCUCAGGCUUUUUACGUAUGCAUCCGUCCAAUCUGCCACCCGCAAUUUCUCAUCGGACCAUAAACUUGGGCAAGGUGGUUUUGGACCUGUAUAUAAGGGAAUUACAUCAGAAGGCAAAGAUAUAGCGGUGAAGCUUCUUUCACGACAGUCGGGACAAGGAUUGCUUGAGUUUAAGACUGAGCUGAUUCUCAUUUCUAAAUUGCAGCAUGUGAACCUUGUUAAGCUAAUUGGCUUUAGCAUUCACGGGAAUGAUAAAAUGAUAAUCUAUGAGUACAUGCACAACAAAAGUCUGGAUUUCUUUCUAUUCAUUCUUGAGAUUGUGAGCGGUCGGAAAAACAAUAUCUUCCAGCAAACUGAAGGUCCUUUAAGCCUGGUGGAACAUGCUUGGGAGCUUUGGAGAAAAGAUUGUGCGCUAGAUUUUAUGGAUCCAACGUUGGGCAACUCAUGCAUUGUAGGUCAAGUGCAAAAAUGCAUCCACGUUGGGCUUCUAUGUGUCGAGAAUCUUGCGGUUGACCGACCAUCUAUUGAAGAUGUUACGUUGAUGUUAAAAAAUGAAAUGACAAACUUGCCAAUGCCAAAGAACCCAGGAUAUAUCACGAAAAACAACGUCAAUGAAGAUGUAGAAACAAGUUUGCUUGAGAAAUUAUCGGUAAAUGAACUCACACUAACUGAAAUUGGUGGAAGAUAG
Messenger RNA from Striga hermonthica, 2085 nucleotides. NCBI's taxonomy places the organism in Eukaryota, Viridiplantae, Streptophyta, Magnoliopsida, Lamiales, Orobanchaceae. The record is from the annotation of a GenBank genome assembly.